Molecule: messenger RNA, 1394 nt
Organism: Alligator mississippiensis (American alligator)
Lineage: Eukaryota; Metazoa; Chordata; Crocodylia; Alligatoridae
Product: olfactory receptor 2T27-like
Exons: 2
Coding region: 1-957 (318 amino acids)
Biological process (GO): G protein-coupled receptor signaling pathway
Cellular component (GO): membrane
Molecular function (GO): olfactory receptor activity; G protein-coupled receptor activity
Source: RefSeq, a predicted model, not a curated record
AUGAAGAACCAACCAAGAGAAGUGCAAGUGGAGAGGCAAAAUGCAACUGAAUUUAUUCUGCUGGGACUGCUGAAUCACAGCAAAGUCCACAUGUUCUUCCUCGCUCUGAUUUUGCUUGCCUUCAUUACCGCUGUGUCUGGGAAUGCUCUCCUCAUAUUUCUAAUCCAGGUGACUCCCUCCCUUCACACCCCCAUGUACUUUUUCCUCAGCCAAUUGGCCUUCAUGGACAUCUGCCCCAGCCUGUUUAUAAUCCCCAAAAUGUCAGUGGACUUUCUGACCCCAGGCAACACCAUUUCUGUGGCUGGCUGCGGGACUCAGGUUUUCCUCAUGUUGACCAUUGGAGGGGGAGAAUGCCUCCUUCUGCCAGUCAUGUCUUAUGACAGGUAUGUAGCCAUUUGCAAACCCUUGCAAUACCCCGUCCUCCUGAGCAGAAGAGUUUGCCUGGCCCUGACAGCAGCAGUAUGGAUUUCUGCUCUCAUAAAUGCCUUAAUUCAUACCAUUUAUACCAUGCGUCUGCCCUACUGUGACUCAAAAUCCAUUGACCAUUUCUUCUGCGAGAUUCCUCCCCUUCUCAAAUUGUCCUGCUCCGACACCUCCACCUAUGAGACUGUGGUGGUUCUUAAUAGCAGUAUUUUGUUCCUUAUCCCUUUUUCCAUUAUACUAGCCUCUUAUGCUCGAAUCUUUGCUACAGUCCUAAGGAUGAAGUCAACCACAGGACAGCAGAAGGCUCUGGCCACUUGCUCCUCACACCUGACUGUGGUGGGGCUGUUCUUUGGGGCAGCAAUGUUCACGUACAUGAAACCCAAUGCUGACCACUCAACACGGCAAGACAAGAUUGUGCCUGUGUUUUACUCCAUUAUCACCCCCGUUCUGAAUCCUGUCAUAUACAGCCUGAGAAACAGGGAUGUUUUAGGAGCCCUUAGGAAACUGGUUGGAAAACACAGAGUCCUCCACUAGAAUUGAUAGUAUCCAUAGUUUGCUGUUAUGUAAAUGGUUUGAUCAAAGCCAGGAGAACAGACUGGAACAUUCAGAAAUUUACGGUUUCUUUUUUCUAAGAUCUCUGCCUUAACUCUGUCCUUCUGCAAAUCAGAGGCAUUCAGACUCCUCUAUCAUUUGAUCCUUUUGGAAAAGCCUCCAGCCCCUGUUAGAGGAGAUUUAACCAGAUUGUUGCAAGACUAUGGGUGAUUGAAAAACCUAUGUAGCCCAUAUCCUGCAAAAGGCUGAAAUCCUUUUGCAGGAAACAGGUAAAGUGUUCAAAUGGACACAUUUCCAGCAGCCACUUUUCCAGGUGGAAUUGGGCCUGAGUUUUCUACCCUCAUCAGUUUAAAACCAAUUAAACUUCACAGAGCUCAUCAGUAGAGUCCUUGGGAGAAAAAAAAAGUGAGAGCUCCAUU